Messenger RNA from Saxophila tyrrhenica, 384 nucleotides. RefSeq lists its product as uncharacterized. Bases 1 to 384 code for a protein of 127 amino acids. The transcript has a single exon. Lineage: Eukaryota; Fungi; Ascomycota; Dothideomycetes; Mycosphaerellales; Extremaceae. The record is from RefSeq and is a predicted model, not a curated record.
AUGUACGAGUUCAACAUAAUCAAGAUGCUCUUAGAGUCUUGCUUCGACAAUCCACAAGACGACAUGCACCCCAUCAUCCCUGGCAUCGUCGGCACUCUGCUGGGCGCUGUCCUGCUCGGCCCGUGGGCUACACAAUUCUGGAACUCCAACUGGGUUCAGACGAAAAUUGUACGCAAGUACAUUCGCAGCACAACCGACGUCGAAGCUAGGAAUAUCGACCAUCGCUCAAACCAAGAGCUUCGCAAACGCGUCCAGCAGCUCGAAAUGCGCAAUUGGCGCCUCGAAGAGGAGAACAUGCACAUGUCAACCGAGCUUGGUCGUGGGCAAUCUCGCAUGUCGGACGACGAAUGGCACGCGGGCGCAACUCAGUCACAGCUUUGUUGA